Molecule: messenger RNA, 1656 nt
Organism: Saccharomyces eubayanus
Lineage: Eukaryota; Fungi; Ascomycota; Saccharomycetes; Saccharomycetales; Saccharomycetaceae
Gene: VPS17
Product: retromer subunit VPS17
Exons: 1
Coding region: 1-1656 (551 amino acids)
Biological process (GO): retrograde transport, endosome to Golgi; intracellular protein transport
Cellular component (GO): endosome; retromer, tubulation complex; retromer complex
Molecular function (GO): phosphatidylinositol-3-phosphate binding
Source: RefSeq, a predicted model, not a curated record
AUGGCGUCGGCUGUACCUUAUGAUCCAUAUGAUGAUCUGGAUAACAAUCCAUUUGCUGAACCACAGGAAGAUCACCAGCCAAUUGCAGCAACCGCUGAUGGAUCUUCCUCUAUGAAAGAAGAGCAAGCAAGUGCUGAAGAAGCCACUGUUUCUGACCAGGCUACCAGUGUGGUCAACAGUGCUCAAGAGGAACUGGGCGGAAAAGAAAAUUCAACACUGUCAAAACCAGUUACCAAACGAGACGGAGAUAACCCUAUACUGGCACAACCCCUUCAACGUGAUAUACUUCCUGAAAGAAAUGACGAAAAGAAAAAAUACACUAUGCUUGUCAAAGUAUCAGGGCUGGAACGCUUCGGAUCUACCACUGGUAAGAAAGAUAAUCCAACUAUCGUAUUUGACUGCUCAACAAACCUACCCACAUUUCGCAAAAAACAAUAUAAGAACGUCAAAAAAUCAUACGAAGAAUUUCAUCAACUGUUCAAAUAUUUAAAUGCUGCUAUACAAGAAUCCUUUGUUCCCACCCUUCCUCCCGCAUACACAUCAUUUGGUAUUAAUAGCGAAGAAGAUAAAACUAAAGUUUCACGGAAUUUCCAGCUCUGGUUCAACAGAGUAUCACAAGACCCGCUGAUUCUUCGGAAUGAAGAAGUGGCUUUUUUCAUCGAAAGCGACUUCGGUACGUACACUCCCAUCAACAAGUACAAAUCACUUGCAUCAGGGUUGAGGAGAAAAACUUUAAAGCAGUUGGCACCUCCUUAUGAUGAAACCACAGAACUAGCAGAGUUCCGGCCAUUAGUCAAAUCUAUAUAUGUUGUCUCUCAAAAUUUGCAAGAAAAACUGCUAAAGGUUUCAAGGAACCGUAAAAUAAUGGUUCAGGAAGAAAAUGCAUUUGGCCAGGACUUCGGUAAUUUGGAUGAACACAACAAACUAUACAAGAGAUACGGUAAGAUUUUGACUGCUGUGGGUGAUAUUGAUAGCAUUAUAGCCACUAUGGAUAUGGCGACAUUUUACGAUGGUUUGGAAUGGGUUGUUAGAGAUAGCUAUGUCGUGAAAGAGGCAUUGACUAACAGACAUUUUAUCAUGCGAAAUCUAAACCAAGCACAACAGAAUUCAAAGGCUAAACAGGAACAAGCUCGCAGAUUCAGGUCCAGAAGAGACAUUAAUCCCAUGAAAAUCGAUGAAGCACUACGCCAGUUGAAAACAGCAACCAAGGAUGAACAAGUUUUGACUUUAAAGCUUCAGCGGAUUACAUCCAACAUGCUUAUUGAGAGGAAGCAAUGGCUCGCCUGGUACGAGGAAUGGAUAAGAAAUUCUAUUAAAGAAUUUACACUGCGGAAAAUAGAAUACGAAAGGAAGAAGCUAACGUUACUGGAACGAGUCCGCUCCGAUAUCAGGAAGGCUGACGAGAACGGUGGUUUAUCACGUCUGGGACGCCAGGCUGUUUCUGCCAACAGCACCGAUACUUCUCAGACUGUCAAGGGCGACAGUUGGACUGGAGAGAGUAAUCGUAAAAGUCAAAUCCCGAUCAAUAAGAUUGCUCAUACCGAAUUUGACAAUGAACUGUUCACAGAAGACGAUGGAUGUGCCUCCCAAGACUCUGACACUACAUCGCUGAACGCUCGUCAUGCUGCAUCGCUGUUGGGUAUGUCUACUAAAUAG